This is a messenger RNA of Argentina anserina (silverweed cinquefoil), 965 nucleotides long. Its product is annotated as transcription elongation factor 1 homolog. Gene Ontology annotation, molecular function: RNA polymerase II complex binding. Gene Ontology annotation, cellular component: transcription elongation factor complex. Lineage: Eukaryota; Viridiplantae; Streptophyta; Magnoliopsida; Rosales; Rosaceae. Bases 1 to 273 code for a protein of 90 amino acids. Gene Ontology annotation, biological process: transcription elongation by RNA polymerase II. The transcript has 4 exons. The record is from RefSeq and is a predicted model, not a curated record.
AUGGGGAAGAGGAAGUCAUCGGCAAAGCCUGCGGCUCCUAAGAAGAGGAUGGACAAGCUUGACACUGUGUUCAGUUGUCCCUUCUGUGGCCAUGGCAACAGUGUCGAAUGCCGCAUUGAUAUGAAGAAUCUGAUUGGGGAAGCCAGUUGCAGAAUAUGCCAAGAACACUUCAGCACAGCUGUCAAUGCCUUGUCUGAAGCAAUAGACAUUUACAGUGAAUGGAUCGAUGAAUGUGAACGGGCUAACCAUCUAGAAGAUGAAGCUGAUGCUUAAGAAGACCUGAAGCGCCUGAGGCCUAGAAUGCCAUCAUACAACAUUUACAUACCGUACUAGUUUCCAAGCUUAUGUCGCAGCUUUAGAUUUGGCUUGUUUUGAAUAAUGCUUAGCCAAGAUGUUGAAACGUUAGAAUUUUGACAUGCUUGUCAAGCUUUCACUUUCAUUAUCCAAUGCACAUAUUCAAGUUUUGUAUCAGGAGAGAAUUGAUUAUGAUGCGUCUUUGUUUGGUAUUGCUUUCAAGUUUCAACACUGAAACAAAAUGCUGCAACUCCCUGCAAGCCUUUUCAGUCCAACCUUCGCCAGGGAAAAAUAGAUUAACAAGCAGACCACAAUAAUGGGAACAUCAGCAUUGACAAAAGUGAAGACAAUGAAACCUCUGAAGGCAUAGUACAGAUGAAAAUGUCCAUCUAUAGAGAGGUAUCAAUUAUAUACCCAAUACACAACUAGAAAGUUCAUAUUGCAGAAUGCACACUUGACUUACGCACAGUCGCACGCUGCAUCCCGUUCCAGUUUUGGUGACACUACUGAUUUCUGGUGUCGACGACAUAUUGCAAUUAGUUAUCAAAUGUGCUGGCAUUAAGUUAGAAUAUGCUCUAACCAUGUGAGGCAGCUAUUCACAGUAUCUCCAUAGAGCCAAAAAUGAGCUCGACUUCAGAAUGGAAGAAACAGAUGACCAGAUAAGUGAAGAA